GUCCUCCAAGAUGCUGAGUGUUUAUAACCGUGCAGGCAGACGUCUUCAGAUGCAGUCAUAUUGCUCCUGAGAGUUUUUACUGGAGAGCGGCAGCAGUUCAGAAUAUUUUACAUGGAGGCUUUAUCAACAUAUUUUGUGGAGGAGACCUUUUGUAUGAGAAGCAGAGACGAGGAAGAAGAUGAAGAUGAAGAGGAGGAAGGUGAAGAGGGGUUUGAAAUCCAGGAUCAGCUGAGAGUGAGUGACGAAGGAAACAGGGUUGACGAUGAGGAAAGAGACAACCAGGAAAGUUAUAAUGAUGAGACCGAAGAAGAAGAAGACGAGGAUGAUUGUGAUGAAGAGAUGGAGAUGAUCAUGGUGGUCAUAGACGAGAAGGACCAACCUAAGAGGGGUGAUUCUAACUGCAGUAACACGGCCGGCGAUGAGGACAUUUCAGGACAGACGUUAGAGAAACAAACAGCUGCCCAGCGGUUCAAACCCCCGGCCUGGACUCCCAGCGUCAUGUGCAGCCUUGGUAAAGACAUCUACCACUACGCAGGGGAGGACAUCGUCAUCUAUGAAUCCAUAGACUCCUUUGGAGCAGUCAUGUGGCCGGCAGCGUUGGCUCUGUGCUCCUUCCUGGACAACAACAGGGAGGAGGUGAACCUACAGGGGAAGGAGGUGCUGGAGCUGGGAGCAGGAACAGGACUGGUCACCAUCGUGGCCACACUGCUUGGAGCUGUGGUCACAGUCACAGACUUACCGGAUGUGUUGAGUAACCUCAGGGCAAAUGUGAUGAGGAACACCAGGGGGCGUUGCAGACACCUGCCCAAGGUGGAAGUUCUGUCCUGGAGCUACGACCUCGAGCCCACCUUCCCUACAUCCCUCUACAGGUACGACUACGUGCUGGCAGCUGAUGUGGUCUACCACCACGACUUCUUAUCCGAGCUCCUUGCCACCAUGAAGCAUUUUUGUCGACCCGGGACGAAGGUGAUCUGGGCCAACAGGGUCAGGAUGGAGUCUGAUCUGACUUUCACCGAGAACUUUAAAAAGACUUUUCACACAAGUUUAGUGGCGGAGGACGGAGACAUGAAAAUCUUCAUGGCGACGUGCAGAAAGGGAGACACAGAAAAGGAGUGGUUGGAUCACUGAACUGGUUCACUGGGUACAGGCCUGUGGGCCCUAGGGGUUAUGUGGCCCUUACAUCAGACCCCCUGAAGUGCUUGUGCUAAACGUUUUUUGUUAAGUCAAAGGGCUUUUGAAUGAGGAUGUGUCGGUCACAGUAUUUGGGUUAGGUUUAGGGUUAGCCUUUAACCCAAAUCCCACUGACAGUGACAUAGAGAACAGAUUUUAAGUUUGGCAGCAACAACAUGAUUGGCGGAUUGAUAUCAUAGUAACCUCUGAUUGGAUCUGCUGAUUUGAAGAGGCGGGAGAAAGUCAUCCUGAUUGAACUAACGCUAUAAGCUUCGUUAUCAGCAUCACAGAUGUUCUCUUUUUUGUAGAGGAUAUUAUUUUUGUUAAAUAUAGUGUGUGUCAGUUUGGUUUUGUUUUUCCAGUUUGGUAAAAAAACAUGAAAACAGCGGCAUGACUGAGAUAAGGUGAAGGAUGGGGUCACAUACACUGGGCCUUUUACCUCCGAAUGGACAUCAUCUUAAUUCCUUUAGGAACAGUUCAGAAAGUCACUAGGAUCACAUGCAUAAAUAAUGAGAAACGCAAUUCGUUAAAAGGAAUAGUUCACCAGAAAAUGAUAAUUCAAUCAUUAUCUACACACCCCUAUGCCGAUGGAGGGCUGGGUCAUUUCACCGUGUUUUAAACCACUAACACCAAAAGUGGAUAUGCUAGUUGACGAUGGCAUUUCUGACAGUCCCUGAAUGCACCUCGUCAGAAGAUACCAGCAGACACUUAGACCUCGUUUCGAGUUGAAUAUGAAUGUCGGGCUUGUGGACACUUGGAUGACACUACAGGAGCAGUAUGGAGGCAUGUGUGGGUUUUUCUGAAGAUAAGCCCCUAAAAUUUCUGUUGUGUUGGAAUGGGAUGCUCCACUGUGUACCCCUGACACUCAAGCAGUAUUUCGUGGACUCAAACACUUGACCCACCCCUCCAUCGGCAUAGGGGUGAGUAGAUGAAUUUUAAUUUUUAGGUGAACUAUUCUUUUAAGGAUGCAUGUGCUGCACGAGGAAACCAAAGCAAAAUAUUAGUUUUCUGUAUUUUGCCUCCAGCAUGAGUCUUACACGGGACAUUGCAGUAAUGUCAGACUCAUUUAAUACAGUAAUAGGAAAUUGAAGAAACACUUUUUUGUCUUGUACUUUAUCUUGUCGUGUCUCUAUAAACCCAUGUAUAAUGAAUUCUCUCAUUUUGAAGAACACAACUAAAAUAUGAAAAGUUGACGCUCAAAUUGUAUUGGGUGUAAAUAAGUGUGAGAGAGACGACCACUGUGUCUUCCGAAUUAUUUUUAUUCAGUGUCAUUUUCCUUGUUUGUGACUUGAUUUCCAUGUGAGCACAAAAUGUCGCGACAGUAGCUCAGGUCUUUCCCACAUGUUAUGGAGGAAGAAUGGGUAUAAAAUAAUACUGAGCAUUCAACCUCAUCCCAUAAACAUUCUGUAAAACAUUGGCAUUUACUACAUUUCAUGACUAUAAAUACAAACACUCAACAUCCAGAAGUUUAAAUUCUUCCUGACACCAGCGGAGUGCGGAGCAACAGGUAUGAGGCGACUGUCUGGUGCCAGAACUGGACGGUUCAGUCCUGCGGUGAAAGUUAAGGCCGUUCUCGGAGAGACUGUCAUAAGCAACGCGUACUGACGACUGCGGAGCCCUGAACAUGACGUCUGUCUGAACCAAAACCCGAACACAGGAGAAAGAAAAGGUCAAAAAAAUGACAGAGAACAGAACAGAAAAGAUAGAAAAAAAAAAAACAGUAAAAAUGAUCGACACACAUUUUUUUCGAAGACCAAAAUCAAAUCGCUCCUGUAAAGUCCAUGUGCACUUGGAGAGGCCUGUGCUGAGGCUGCUGCAAAAAGUAAAGACAAAUCACAGCUAAAUACAGAAAAGCAAAGUGUUGCUACCUCUGGGUCAUUGUGAGUUGUGACUACUGAUUGGUCAUUUCAGAAAAGAUUGAUUAUUCCCAUGAGGACUAAAGGCCUCAUCUUGAAAGCAGCUGCUUUUACAUUCUUAAGUUUAUACCUUCCACUUGUGAGCGGACAGAAAACAUCAGGGAAAGACGCCAUGAGUUAAAAACAUUACUGUAUACCCUAAUUUCCUUCUUCUACAAAAUGUUAAAAUGUUCAAUUUCACCGUCGUUAGUUUUACUGCUAAAACUUUUCAGCCUUCAUAAUUAACAUGGGAUAAACCCAAUUGGGUUAAACUGACUAUACUACAGUAUGUGGCAGGAACUGUUUGUUUUUACAGAAAUUAAAAAAGGGCCAAUCACAAAUCUAAACAGGAAACGACUGAACGGAUGUCACACUUGCUCAAAGGGGAACUCCACUCCUUUCCACAUUAAAGUCUGUUCUCAGGUCUCGGGUACUAGCCGCCCUGACACAAGUAAGGUGAAGCUUCAGGGGAAACUGAAAAGUCUGACAAUUUAUUGAAAUAAGCUUAUUUGAAAUAAUCGAGCUCUGCAGCCUGUUCCUCCGGACGGUUGCUGUGUGAAACGGUUACGAUUUGAUGUUCGACGUCAUUGUAAGAAGACGGCGGAGAAAUUUGAAUGAAUUCAGACUCAAUGUUCAUCAUGGAAAGAAAUGAAUGGAAACCAACGAUUAUUUGAAAGAAUAGCUCCCAACAAAAUUCUAAAAUAACCAAAUAAACACAAUGGUUCACUCUGAUGUGAUUUAUAAUAAAACAUACAAAACCACUGGCUUAGUCCUUCCAAGAAAAUAAUGUGUUUGAAGAUAAACUAAAAUAAACUUCUGAUGAACCCCCCCACUCUAAAUGGCAAUCGUUUUAGUUUCGUUCACAAAAUAUGCUCACAGGUUCACAUAAAAUCAUUCACAAACACACGCUAAGAAAGUGGAUAUGGUCAAAAUCUUGUUUCUGACUAAAAAUCUUCCAAAUAAAACUUUUUUCAUACAUCCUAGAAGACAUGCAUAUAUGCAAAAUACAUUGAUUAGAAUAAUAUUUGUAUCAUAUACCUAUUGCAUCAUAAUAUUUUUAUGUUACGUGUGUCUGUACAUUUUAUGACAUUGUGUCCAAAUGCAACAUUUGAAAUGCGGCAGAGAAAAAACUGGACUACGACAUGAACAUUUUUACAGUGACAUGUGAUGUGAUCAUCCUAUGGCUUCCACCAACUGCAACUGUGUUAAGUGAGGUCUGUGUGAUGGUCGUCAAAUGUGGUGUUUGGGUAACCAGUGUGAUGUGUCUGAUCAACACCUAUGGA
Messenger RNA from Pleuronectes platessa (European plaice), 4348 nucleotides. Its product is annotated as protein-lysine methyltransferase METTL21C. The record is from RefSeq and is a predicted model, not a curated record. Lineage: Eukaryota; Metazoa; Chordata; Actinopteri; Pleuronectiformes; Pleuronectidae. Gene Ontology annotation, biological process: peptidyl-lysine methylation. Gene Ontology annotation, cellular component: cytosol; cytoplasm. Gene Ontology annotation, molecular function: protein-lysine N-methyltransferase activity. The transcript is spliced from 5 exons. Bases 112 to 1128 code for a protein of 338 amino acids.